AUGAGCCAUGCAAAAGUACGAGAAGAUCGCUAUAGGCACAGUAAGCUACGUCGCAGACCAUUAGAGAAAAGCAGCUCAGCACCAAAUAAAAUGGUGGGAUUGGGCAGCGAUGAGCUAUUCAUUUCAAACAUUGCCGGUAUCAAUAGUAUGGAAUUGGAAAUCAACUCGUCCGAGGACGAAAGCGAUGAAAACGAGAGGGAUGAUAUACGGCGGCUGAUACCGUCGGUGAACAGCGAGAGCGUUGUAUUUAGCAGCGGGAAAAGGGACAAUCAAAGGAACGAGGCGGAAAAUGCGGAUGAUGAAAGCGUCUGGUCUAUAUCUGUCCAGAUGUUCAUACCCUUCCUACUUGCCGGCUUUGGCAUGGUUGCUGCUAGUUUGCUAUUGGACGUGGUACAGCAUUGGCCGGUAUAUCAAAUGGUGUCUGAGGUAUACAUACUAGUUCCUGCACUAUUAGGUUUAAAGGGAAAUCUAGAGAUGACAUUGGCCUCCAGAUUGUCGACCCAUGCUAAUCUAGGUCAAAUGGAUACAAAAAAGCAGCAAUGGACACUAAUUGUUGGAAACUUAGCCUUAAUCCAAUGCCAGGCUAUGGUGGUGGGUUUACUGGCAUCUUUGGCGGCUGUAGCCCUUGGCUGGAUUCCGGAAGCUCACUUUGAUAUUCACCAUGGACUUCUGUUGUGCGCCAGUGCCUUGGUCACCGCUUCCGUAGCCAGUUUCCUGCUGGGCCUUGUGAUGGUCGCAGUCAUACUAUUAUCACGACGAAUGAAUAUCAACCCUGACAAUGUCGCUACCCCAAUCGCGGCUUCUUUAGGAGACCUAACUACUUUAGCUCUUUUGUCUUGGAUCGCUUCUUUAUUAUACAACGCAAUAGGUUACGCUCCGUGGGUAGCCCCAACAUUAAUAGCAUUUUGUAUAUUUGUAACUCCUGUUUGGGGUUACAUAGCAGCUAAAAAUCCAUUUACUAAAGAAGUAUUGGAUUACGGCUGGGUGCCUGUGAUAUCCGCGAUGUUAAUUAGCAGUCUCGGAGGACUGAUAUUGGAUUACACCAUAUCGAGCUACAAAGGUAUAGCAGUUUUUCAAUUAGUAAUUAAUGGCGUCGGAGGAAACUUGGUUGCCGUUCAGGCCAGUAGAAUAUCAACAUCCCUACAUAAAGAUUAUCAGACGGGUAUUCAAGGAACUCUUAACGUCUGCAUUAGUCCAUUCCACGCGUUUUUCGCCAAAGGAGGACACGCGAGAACAGCCAGAGUAUUGUUGAUGAUGGUAAUACCAGGACAUUUGAUCUUUAGUUAUACCAUUAGUUACCUUCAGGCAGGACAUACCUCGUUUACGCCUAUAUUUAUUAUGAUAUAUUUGAUCGCUGCAAUGUUGCAGGUAAUCCUAUUGUUAUAUAUUGCGCAAUUAAUGGUAGUUUGGAUGUGGACGAGGGGUAUGGACCCAGACAGUUCCGCGAUACCAUAUUUAACAGCGGCGGGCGAUCUUAUAGGAACUGCGCUUCUCGGAAUUGCCUUCCAUAUUCUUUAUGCCAUAGGCGACGGCGACUCUGAUGUAGGAGACUGAGCGGUAAAGUUUAUACAAAUCUAAAUCCUUUAUAAUAUUACAGAUCACAAGAUUUUUAAAAGACUAUGAUGAGAAAUCUGAUUUAAUUUACAAUGCGCGACACCGAUUGUGAUUCAAGAUUAUUAGUGAUUAUCACUUUCGUCGCAGUAAGUUUUUCUUUUCAAACAAAGCUCCAUUCGACAUCUCUUUGUAAAAAGGGUAUGUUAAGAGUACAAAUUAAAUUAAGCAUAUAUUUGUUAACUUCAUGCAAAAAAAGAAAAGAUCAGUAUUUACCAAUAUUAAUUUUGUUUGAAUUGAGUAUAUAAAUAUAAUUUAUGUCAUGUGUAAUUACGUAAAUAUGUAAUUACAAAGAUGGAAAUUAAAUUAAUUUUAAUGGCGAUUAUGCCAAUAAAUAUGGGCCAGUAACUAAGUACAUACAAAUGUUUCACGCUAUACUUUGAAUAAGAAUAUAUCACGUGAGGUAUUUUUUUAAGCUUCGUCAUAUCAGUCGUAAAAUGCCUAUACAUAAAUUUAGUUUAACUGUAUAAAAUACACAAUGAAUAUAUGUUAUAUAUGUCACAAUGUUGAUCAAUUAAAUAAUAAAUAAAAAUUGUAAUAUUUUUUAUAUAAUUACCUCAAAAAACUUCAGAUGAAACAAUUCUGAAUUAUAGUGUUAAAGCAGAAAAAGAGCAUUCUUUCUUUCUCUUUCUCUCUCUCCGAGUAUUUUUUAUUUAUUUAUGAUAAUUUGAAAAAUUAUAUAUAUGACAAAAUCUAUACAUAUAACAGUUUUGUUUUUAUAUAGUUUUGUCUAAAACAUCUGAAGUUAUAAUUAAAAAUAAAUCUCUGUAUAUACUUAUAUACAAUUAUAUACAAUUACAUUAUUUUAUUUUGAAUAAAUUAAAAUAAUUGUCUAAAUCUGUCUUUCUUACCAAGACAGUUAAAUAACAAAUUAGGCGAGAGUUUGAAGACGCUUAUUUUUAGUCUUAAUGUCUUACGAAAUUAUCUUGGAAAGAAAAAUACAUUUGUAUAAAUAUGAAUAAUACUUUAUAUCAAGAAGAUUUAUGAAAAAAGGAGUAGGUAAUACAGUAUUAGAAAUAUAAAUAUACACAAUAAUUGACAGGGCAUAUUUAUAAUGAAAACAGCCAUAUAUAAAUGUAAUAUAGAUAAUUACAUAAUAUAUACAAUAUAUACAUAUAUAGCUGUAUAUACAUUACACGGAAAGUGAAAUAUCACGUUGAAAUAUUGAGUUUUUUCAUUAUAAUAUUACAUUAAAUAUCUUUACUUUUAAAUUAAAUAAUAGAUAAAAAAUCGUUUACUUUGCUUUGCAAUUAUAUCAAUGUAAUAUAUAAGAUACUUCUAUGAAAAAUAAUGUUAUGCCGGUAUAUCCAGGUAUAUUAUAUUGAAAUUAGUCCCUUGAAAAGUAACUGCGAAAUAGCUAAAAUGCUGAGUGCUUUGUUAGUACUUUUCAGUGCCUAAACCUAAAAUAAGGAAUGAUGUUUGAAAGUCCGUCAAAAUGACGUUGUAUGAAAAAUUUACUUACAUAUGUACAUAUAUAUAUGUACAAUAUACAAAUAAUACAAAUUUUAGCGCAACGAUUUGUUAUGUUUAUACAAGAAAAUAAAGUCUCGAUGAAUAUGUAUACAUA
This is a messenger RNA of Monomorium pharaonis (pharaoh ant), 3178 nucleotides long. RefSeq names its product solute carrier family 41 member 1. Gene Ontology annotation, molecular function: monoatomic cation transmembrane transporter activity. The record is from RefSeq and is a predicted model, not a curated record. Gene Ontology annotation, cellular component: plasma membrane. Lineage: Eukaryota; Metazoa; Arthropoda; Insecta; Hymenoptera; Formicidae. Gene Ontology annotation, biological process: monoatomic cation transport. The coding region runs from base 1 to 1554 and encodes 517 amino acids. The transcript has 6 exons.